This is a messenger RNA of Aspergillus ibericus CBS 121593, 1502 nucleotides long. RefSeq lists its product as uncharacterized. The transcript has a single exon. Lineage: Eukaryota; Fungi; Ascomycota; Eurotiomycetes; Eurotiales; Aspergillaceae. The record is from RefSeq and is a predicted model, not a curated record. Bases 76 to 1311 code for a protein of 411 amino acids.
CUCCAAUCACUGUUCUUUCUUCGACCGAUUACCCUUUCAAGUCACCUGAUCCGCCAUCAUACUUUGAAGCAAACUAUGUCUCCAAACGGUCAUCCCGACCUUUUUGCCACCUUACCAUCGCCAAUAUUAGCAAUGGUCCUUGAGCAGCUGGAGGAUCUGGCCUCUUUGCACAGUGCAUAUCGCGCAUCGCCAGCCAUCUUUUCCCUGUUGCACGAAGAUGGCACUGCCCGUCGAGUUGUCGAGGCAGUCAUGGAGCUCAGCGUGCCGGAGGAAACUCAUAUCCUGAUUCGCAAAUUUGCCCGUCUACGAUACGACCGUGCAGUGGCAGGGGUGAAUGACUUUAUACACAGAUAUAUAAAAAACACCACCGAAUACACCCAACUACCCCGGGACAUCCCAGUGUCAGCUUUAUGCGAUAUUUUAACCGCAUCAUCGACUGUCCGCUACCUCGCUCAUGCUGGUAUGCAUGAGAUGAUUGACCGAUGCAUGGCAUUGGAGAUGUAUCAAAUGGAAAAUCCCAAGCUGAAAUAUAUCCGGAAUGCUCAUCGGACACCCGCACUGUGCAAUUCUGAGUACUUCCCCGUGCCAAAGCCACCGCGGGUGCGAUACCAACAAGAGGAUGCUGGACCCCCAUCACCUGCGGAAGAACAAAUAGCCAUGCGCGCCAUCUGGCAGCUUUUCCUCAUCUGGGAGCUGCGCAGUGGUGUGGUGAAGAGUCAGUGGAUGUGGCCCGCUAGCGAAGUAUCCAAAUUGCAGGAUCUGCACUUCGACGAGAUUUGGCAGCACUCCUUGUUCAACAGUGUCAUUGAACAAUCGCGGACAAUGGCCGAUUGUCGCUGCAUGUUUCCAGCCUUGCCGUCUUCCGUGGAAAGAUAUCGCGCUGCCAAGUCCCUUGCCUGCACUGCACAGUGGCGUCUUUCCUGCAACUGCGCUCCUCGAUCAGCUUCCCAAAUCAAGCGCAUUGACUCUAUGAACUGUACUUCAGCUUAUUCCUUUGUCCUCGUGGUAUUGUCCGCAUGGUAUACAUCCCCAUGUCGAUAUGUGGAGUUUCGCUCUUUCCGCCGGUUUGGUUUUGCAAUUUGGGACCAUCAACGAAUGGAAGCAUUUGGUCUUCUGUACCCAGACCGUGGGGCGCCCCCGACUUCUCAAAGUCCCAGGUCAGAGGCCGACCAAUAUGUCCGGUGGGAAAGUAUUUUGAGUGAAGAGGAUCUGCAGGAUAUCGAACGCAAACGGAGACACUUUUGGCCAGGGAGAGAGAUGGUUCAUGUGGAGUCCCGCCAUUCCAUCGACCUGAAUUAUGAGCUACCUUGACCUACAGAGAAAUAUAUCGAGUCAUUAUAGAGUCCUUCAUAGUCCCCCCUCAUACAUCCAUAGCGGUGGUCUGAUACAUCUAGCCCCUUGUGCUUCAUGCCCUUCACAUGGCUCGUGGAGUCUCAUGCGCAUACUCACUUACCACCCUCUGGAGUCUUUACGGUCUGAAUUGGCGACAAUCAAAUUUUAAU